Messenger RNA from Fraxinus pennsylvanica, 399 nucleotides. NCBI's taxonomy places the organism in Eukaryota, Viridiplantae, Streptophyta, Magnoliopsida, Lamiales, Oleaceae. The record is from the annotation of a GenBank genome assembly.
AUGGGAGGGGGCAUAAAAGAAGAAGAGAGUGUCAGCGUGACCCUUGAUCUUCUCAAGAAGAAAAUGGAUGACUUUUCUAAGGAAAGAGACUGGGAAAAGUUUCACAGCCCCAGAAAUCUGCUACUGGCGCUGGUUGGGGAAAUCGGAGAACUUUCUGAAAUAUUUCAGUGGAAAGGUGAGGUUCCAAAGGGACUGCCGGACUGGAAAGAGGAAGAAAAACAACACCUUGGAGAGGAGCUUUCAGAUGUUUUGCUUUACCUCAUCAGACUCUCUGACAUGUGCGGCGUUGAUCUUGGUCAAGCUGCCCUUCGUAAACUCCAACUUAAUGCACUCAAGUACCCAGUUGAUGGAUCUUCAAAUGAGUACAAAAAUGUCAACACUAAUGGCGCCGAAGAUUGA